AUGAACUUCGUCGCGGGCGUUGCCGGCGCGGCCGGGAGAGGGCAAGCGACAGCACGCUGCGCCACGACUCUCGCACCCGAACGCCUCCACGACCCGACAGCAAGGGAUGAAGUCUAUGGCCAGCCCCUCAACGUCGCAAAGUACUUAGUAGAUCUUCAUGAUGCCAAGGCACCUUUCGACUUCUGCGGCGGCAUGAUGUUCCAGCUGGUACUGUCAGACAAGCUUCGGGAUCACCUAGCACAGGUCGGGCAGGGUGAAGGCAAGCAGCCGGUCGUCUUCGAUUCGUUCAAGCCCAGAAUGUUCAUGACACCAGGCUACAAAAAGGAUGCUGCAGCCGACAAUGUUAACAUAUUCCAUGGCAGAGAGAUCCGGCAGGUGCCGCACGCAACUGGCGGCAUGGGUUUCGUCCUCCAUCUGAGCAUGGCGGAGGGGGAUCCUGAAGGUUGGACUCCGCAGGAGAUCCAGGAAUACGACGGUUGGGGCCAUGACAGCGGCCGCACUUGGAGAGGCGGCGAGAGGUGGGAGCAGGAGGGCUUCAAAAGCUUCCGGAAGAAAUUCGGAGAAAAGGCCUUCGGUCUCCACCACCGGUUUUACCUGCACUUUGACUUCAUGAACCGCUUGUGGCUGUCUGCUGAAGAUGGCUGUGAGGGACAUCCUGCCCGU
Symbiodinium sp. CCMP2456 is the source of this 663-nucleotide messenger RNA. The record is from the annotation of a GenBank genome assembly. NCBI's taxonomy places the organism in Eukaryota, Dinophyceae, Suessiales, Symbiodiniaceae.